AUGACCCCCGUGCCCUUGAACACCAAACGUUGCGGUUCCCUCUCCCUCAUCACCCAGUUUCUGAGCUUUUCUGUCGCCGUCCAUGGGGGAGGACCUGUUCACCGCGAUCAUGCAAAGUCAUCCCUGGAGAUGCUAACUGGCCAUCGCAGGCCUCCUGGGCCAGUCUCAAUGAAUCGAUUGGAGGAGGACUGCUUCAACCAGCUCCACCAGGAGCUGUCUGUCAUCCGGGACACGGAGCCUACGACCCAGACCAAUGCCCAGCUGUCCUCGGCGGAUGGGAGACUUACGUCUUCCACGCAGAGCACCCCACCUCCUUAUCCGUGCGACGCUUCAGGAUAUCCUGCAUUCGUCGUGAACGCCACUAACAACGAGCAUGUCCAAGCCGCGGUCAACUUUGCUCGUGACAACAAUGUGCGCCUCAUCAUCAAGGGCACCGGCCACGACUUCAUGGGCCGUUCCAUUGCCCCCAAUUCCCUCUCCAUCUGGACCCAUCACAUGAAGGGUAUCGAGUAUCACGAGGGCUCCUUCACACCCCAGGGCUGCGACGCCAUUGAGACCAACGCCGUGACCACUCGUGCCGGCGGCCAAAUGUUUGACCUGCAGAGUUUCCUCCGCACCAAGAACGAGACCGUUGUCGGCGGCAAUUCUCGGAGCGUCGGCGUGGGUGGCUAUCUCAGCGGCGGCGGCCACUCCAUUCUCGGGUCUCAGUACGGGCUCGGGAGUGACCACAUCCUCGAGGUGGAGCUCGUUACUCCGGAUGGAGAAGUAGUCGUUGCAAACGAAUGCCAGAACGAGGACCUUUUCUGGGCCGUGCGAGGUGGCGGAGGCUCGACCUUUGGCCAACACCUACUUCCCUGGCCCCCGGACUUCCUCAGCGGAGUCAUGGGCCUCGUCACCCUGCCGGGCGCCACCAACGAGACCGAAAUCUACGCCGCCGUCUACCCCGCCAUCCAAGAGGCCCAGGCCAAGUUCCCCGACACCAACGUCACCGUCGUCGCCGUGCCCGAAGUGUUCGACUGCUACCAGUCCUGGUGGGACAAGUACUUUGACAACGGCACGGCCGGCACCGAUUCCUACUUGUCCUCCCGCCUCUUCAACAAAGACACCCUCGCCGACGUCGAUUCCGUCGCCGCCGCCCUCGAGGAGUAUUUGGCAUCCAGUGGCACCGCCCUCGCUCAUCUCCUCCGCCGUGCUUCCGGCAUGGAGGAUGCCUACGUCCAUGUCGUUAAGGGCCAGGAGUUUGAUCCCUUGGACCAGGAGGCCAAGAAUGCCGCCAUCGAGCGCAUCAGGUCCAACACGGAGAUCCUUGAUAGGCUUGCCCCAAACUCCGGGGCCUACCUUAACGAGGCAUCACUUUUCGAAGACGACUGGCAGCACACCUUUUGGGGCGACAACUACGAGCGCCUCCUUGAGAUCAAGCGCAAGGUCGAUCCCAAGAGCGUCUUUGUGUGCCACCCUUGUGUCGGCAGCGAGGGCUGGGAAGAGACUAAUGGGCGGCUCUGCAAGGCUUAA
Parascedosporium putredinis is the source of this 1512-nucleotide messenger RNA. NCBI's taxonomy places the organism in Eukaryota, Fungi, Ascomycota, Sordariomycetes, Microascales, Microascaceae. The record is from the annotation of a GenBank genome assembly.